This is a messenger RNA of Opisthocomus hoazin, 873 nucleotides long. The record is from RefSeq and is a predicted model, not a curated record. NCBI's taxonomy places the organism in Eukaryota, Metazoa, Chordata, Aves, Opisthocomiformes, Opisthocomidae.
AUGCGCUUCAUCCUCCUCCGGGCAGAGCUGCCUGCGGCCUACCUGGCAGCCGUGGACUCCUGGCUCCAUGUCCUGCUACCCAAGAUCAAGCCACGCCUGUACCAGCAUGGGGGGAACAUCAUCAGCGUGCAGGUGGAGAACGCAUACGACGACUACGGGUACCUGCGGCACCUGCUGGGCUCUUUUCGGGCGCUGCUGGGGAGCGAGGUGCUGCUCUUCACCACCGACGGCACGCGGGCAGAGGAGCUCCGCUGCGGGACCCUGCAGGGGCUCUACGCCACCGUUGACUUUGGGCCAGGCUCCAACGUGACGGAGGCAUUUGGUGCCCAGCGCCGGGUGGAGCCGAAGGGGCCCCUGGUGAACUCCGAGUACUACACGGGCUGGCUGGACUACUGGGGGGAGGCACAUGCCAGCACCAGCUCCGCGCGGGUGGCCCGGGGACUGGAGGACAUCCUCAAGCUCCCAUCGCUUCCCUGGCCAGGUGCUGACUUCAAGGACCAGUACAAACCAGUGACCACCAGCUACGACUAUGAUGCCCCCCUUUCGGAGGCGGGAGACCCCACUGAGAAGCUGUUUGCCAUCCGCACGGUCAUCAGCAAGUUCCAGCCCCUGCCAGUCGGUCCGAUGCCACCCGCCACCCCCAAAUACGCGGUGACCCUGCGGAAGUAUGCCGACCUCCUGGACGUCUUGGAUGUGCUGUGCCCCUCCGGGCCCAUCCAGAGCCAGUUCCCACUCACCUUUGAGGCCGUAAAGCAGGCCCACGGCUUCGUGCUGUACCGCACACGGCUGCCCCGGGACGUGCUGGACCCGGCCACGCUGGGCGCUCCUCCCCACAGCGUCUGCGACCUCGGCUACUUCCAGUGCUCAUGGUGA